Nicotiana tabacum (common tobacco) is the source of this 910-nucleotide messenger RNA. Its product is annotated as UPF0235 protein At5g63440. Lineage: Eukaryota; Viridiplantae; Streptophyta; Magnoliopsida; Solanales; Solanaceae. The record is from RefSeq and is a predicted model, not a curated record.
CAUCUUCUCCGUCAGUGUGGGUACUUGCGAGGCCUUGGGGAAAGAUGCCGAAGAGGACAACUCACACGUACUCGAGCGAGGACGCAGUUCCCGACGGUCCAAACUCCGAUCUCUUUGUCUAUUACUGCAAACACUGCAGUUCUCACGUCCUCAUCUCCGAUAAUCAAUUGCAGAAAAUGCCAAAAAGGAAAACCGACAAAGCAUAUGUAUUGGAUAAAGAAAAGUAUCUUGCAAGACUGAGUGUAGAUGAUGCGGGGAAAGUUCUUCUAAAGCGUGGUGAAGGGAAACUGGAGAAGCAGUUUCGGAUGUCCUGUAAGGGUUGUGGCCUGUUUGUCUGCUACCGGUCAGAAGAAGAUCUGGAGACUGCCUCCUUCAUCUAUGUAGUUGAUGGUGCACUUAGUACUAUUGCGGCUGAGACAAAUCCACAGGAUGCUCCUGUACCGCCCUGCAUUUCUCAGUUAGAAGGUGGCCUUGUGCAAGUGGCAAUAGAAGUCGAGGACCGUGCCCAACGGUCAGCAAUUACAAGAGUAAAUGCAGAUGAUGUUCGGGUCACUGUAUCCGCACCUGCAGCUCGUGGAGAAGCUAACAAUGAACUUAUGGAAUUCAUGGGCCGAGUACUGGGUCUGAAACUAUCUCAGAUGACUCUCCAAAGAGGGUGGAAUAGCAAAUCAAAGCUUCUUGUAGUGGAGGAUUUGACAGCUAGACAAGUAUAUGAGAAGCUCUUGGAAGCUGCCCAACCUUGAGAUGGUUCCCUGAUCCUUUUCUUCUUUGUCAUUUUUCCCCAUGUUUGUAACAUUGGAUUUUCAGUUUCACAAAAUUGAAUUCAGUUGUCUUUGCAUCUCUGGUUCUGAUCCUAUUGGGAGUUCUCGUUACCUGCUCAGCAUUAAUGAUACACUGACGGAUUACUCCA